Molecule: messenger RNA, 1686 nt
Organism: Drosophila subpulchrella
Lineage: Eukaryota; Metazoa; Arthropoda; Insecta; Diptera; Drosophilidae
Gene: ppk22
Product: sodium channel protein Nach
Exons: 8
Coding region: 1-1686 (561 amino acids)
Biological process (GO): sodium ion transmembrane transport
Cellular component (GO): membrane
Molecular function (GO): ligand-gated sodium channel activity
Source: RefSeq, a predicted model, not a curated record
AUGGUUAAGCUGGAGUCAACAUCCAAUGCAAUUUGGUGGAUCAAAAAUCCCAAGGCAGCCAAAGAAAACAAGUCUAAGGGUCAGCGUAAAGCAUCCUUGGGGUCUGCUUUUUGCUUGGAUAUGGCUGAUCUUCUGAGGAAUAUAUCUUUGCAGGGAUACAAUAAGCUGUUGUCGCCCGACUUAACUUUGGGACAAAGAUUGAUUUGGUUGCUACUACACAUAGCGACCACCAUCUCCCUGGUGGUGGUGCUCUCACUCACCUGGGAGCAGUUUGUGGCCCAAUCCUUUGUGAUCAAUCUGAAGGAUCCACUUUAUCCGGUGGAAAAGGUUGCGUUUCCUGCUGUUUCCAUUUGCCCCAACAAUCGCAUCUCUCGACAGGCGGUCAUUAGAUAUGCUGAGGAACUGAGAUUAAACAGUCCGGUGAUUCGUCCCGUUGAAUAUUUUCUGGAGCGCUUGGGUUUCUUUCGCGAGUUAUAUACCCACGUUGGCGCAACCGUGGACACCGACGACUUUGUCACCUUUCAGACCUUCCUUGAUGUUUUUGGCACCUGGAACAACGAGACUUUCUUCGACACUCGCCGCAUAAUGAAAAUGUUAUCCCCUAAAUGCGAAGAUUUUGUGCUGAAGUGCAGCUUAUCCAAUGUAGAUAUCCCCUGCUUCAGCAGGGACGCCUUUCAGGAGAGUCUCACCAUGUACGGCCCAUGCUGUACUUUCAAUAUGGAGAAUAGAUUAAAGAAACGCCAUUUCCAGGAUCGCCUGGCCAGCCCGGAAAUGGGUCUCAAGGUAGUGCUGAAUGACAGCCAUUCGGACUACUUUGCCACCGUGCUAAAUACAAAUGGAUAUAUUGUGAUGAUUCACAGUGCUGAGAAUUAUGCCUCGAUUAGCUCCUCGAAUGUCCUGGAGAUGUUUCCGGGUCAAGGAGAGGAUAGUUACGUAUCGGUCUAUGCUCGAGUGGUGGACACAGAUAAUAGCUUGAAAUCUUUCUCCCCUUACGGUCGACGGUGUUAUUUCGACCACGAGGUUCAGUAUCCUGUCAAUGACCUGGUAAACAAGACAGUCACCUAUGCAUACAGCUUCCCGAACUGCAUCACCAGGUGCCGAAUCCGUAGUAUCAUCGCCCUGUGUCGGUGCUUGCCCUUCCAAAUGCCCGUACAGCUGGUGGAGAACCUCGAUGGCGUCGUCUACUGCACACUGGGUCAUGUAUCUUGUCUCAAUCAGUACAAGUUCAAGUGGCGUAAUGUCCUGACGGAGAGGCAUUUGAUUAUAGGCUUGGAACGAGAAAUCGAGGAGGCUUUAUAUUGUCCACAGUGUCUGCCUGCCUGCAGCGAUGUUCUGUACAAAGUUUCAAUGAGUGCUCUGCCCAUAGACAAAUAUCUGGCCACCCUGAAGAUGGAUGAGAACAACCAGACGGAGUUCAGCACAGAUAUCUCCCUUCUCAGGGUCUUCUUUGGCGAUGCAAGUGCCCACUAUUAUAUCCGGCUACUGAACAAUGCCUGGUUCGAGGUGUUCAGUACUAUUGGCAACAUAAUGUCCAUCUUUGUAGGCUUCUCUAUGGUGGCCAUUUUUGAGGUUCUUUUUUUUCUGACCAAGUACAUCUAUGAGGGCUGCAAUCGUAUGGUGGAGCAGAAUGUAAUCGACCGGAAGGCAAAGCAGUUGGAAACCAAAAAGUUGUAUAUAUGCCCAUAA